Messenger RNA from Tribolium madens (black flour beetle), 1760 nucleotides. RefSeq names its product coiled-coil domain-containing protein 113-like. The record is from RefSeq and is a predicted model, not a curated record. The transcript has 2 exons. The coding region runs from base 424 to 1695 and encodes 423 amino acids. Gene Ontology annotation, biological process: cilium assembly. NCBI's taxonomy places the organism in Eukaryota, Metazoa, Arthropoda, Insecta, Coleoptera, Tenebrionidae. Gene Ontology annotation, cellular component: ciliary basal body; axoneme.
UUAAAAGCACAAGAAAUCGCUGCAAAAACAAAAAUAUUUCAAUCAAACGUCAUUUGUGUUAUUUGUGUGUUUAUUUUUGUUUAUUGAAAUGAACCAAGAUGGAGAUAUUACAGCUAAAACUACUGAAAAAAGUCCGUCUCCAACAGUUUUGCCUCCAAUACAGCCAGAAUCGACCAAAACCCCUAAGAAAAAAAUUUCGGGAGACUUGACUGCAGCUUUUUUAUUACAUUCAAUAACACAACAGAAAAAACUUCCAGAAAAUAUGGCUCGGUUUAACACUGUACUACCAGAAAAGAAUAAAGAAACAGAAUCUCCUCAAGAUGAUGUAUCAAAACCUGACUCAACUUCUUUUGAUAACAUUUCUGUUCGAUCAGAUCGUCAACAACGUACCCGACCUUCUGUUAAUCAGCAAGACCGUCUCAAAUGUUUGGUAGACGAUCUCAAAGGUCAGAACAACUUUUAACAAGGAGUAAACAUGCACUUGAAGAUCUAGAUCCUCCUGCUAUUAUUAGAGCAAUGAAAGACCUUCAACGUAAAGUCCAGCAUUUGAAGAUUGAAAAUGAGGUUUUUUACAAAUUUUUGCAAGAAAAUGAUUCUGAGGCGGUUAAAGAAAUGGCGGAACUGCAGGAAAAAAGACGGAUCAAUGCUGACAGAUUACAAGCGGUGGCAGAGAGAAGAAGAGCUUCAUCGAGAGGUUCCGUCGUCUCAAUUACAAAUCUAGGAUUUGGAGUCUCUGGUCCAAGAGGAUCUAUUGCGUCUUUGCCCGGAAGACCUCGAGGCUCUGUAGCGUCUAUAUCAGGACGACCAAGAGCAUCAGUCGGGUCUUUUUCACACUUUGAUUCCGAUCUUUAUUCCGAUAAAGAAGCACCAAAAAUUAUUCUCGCACAAAAACUAGACAUGGUAAUGAAAUGCAUGGAAGAGUUUGAGAAACAUCUUGAAACCAUAAGAAAUCAUUCGAGAAAAGUAAAACGCACGUUACUUUCAAACAUCGAAGAAAUGGAAAUCAGAAACGAAGAAAUACGCGAAUCUAUUGAACACUUUGAAGAGUUGAAAAACUCCGGUCCAGUUACACUUGAAAAAUUUGUCCGAUUUUUUGACGAAUGGAUGAAAAAAUCUCGCUUGACUGGUGACAAAAUCAGAUUGAGACACAGUUCUCUCAAGGUGCAAUACCACAAAGCUGCAACUCUCCUAGCUAAUAAAAAACUAAUCGGAGAACAUGUGCAAGAAGUCGAUUUUGAUCAACUCAGAGUCGAGAAUCUUCACUUAAUUGAACAUAUCGAAAGCAAAAAUUUUCUUCUCAUGGAAAUGAAGAGAAUGACAGCUGAUGGCAAUUUGAAGUUAACUCAGUUGAAGAAAUUUCUGCAAGAGAAAGUGGCCAAAAAAGAAACGCUUGUUCAAAGUAUUAAGACGUUUGAGAUUGAUAUUAUGAAGUCAGACGACGAACUAGAGAAGCUUUACAGAGAGUUGGACCAAGUCAAGAGAAAAUAUGACCAGAGCAAAGAAAGAUCUGAACAUUAUUCUGCUCCCGAUGUUUUGGAGUAUAUUCGAAUGAAAGCUGAUGUCGAUAAUGCAAAAAAAGAGCUUAAAGUGUGGGAAAGACGAAAAAUGAUUAAAGAAUUGGCGUUGAGUAUUGCAGUAGCAGACAUGAAGAGAAUAUUUAGAUGUACUCGCACACAUCCUUCUUGGUUCAAAUAGGCGCUAAAUGUACAUUAUGUUAGUUUUUUUUAUUUUGUUUUUUAAAUAUAUAAAGUAUGAAAUUU